UUUCUACAUAUAUUUUUUAGAAUUAAAAAUGCAUAAAAUUCAACAAUUAUUAAAUAUCCAAAUGUAUUUCUUUAGUCUUUUUUUGUUCCUCUUCACUAUAUUACUUUCAAAUGCUUCAGAAUUAACUUUUGAGCUUCCAGACAACGCUGAUCAAUGCUUUUUUGAGGAUUUAAAGAAAGGAAUUGAUAAUGUUUUGGAAUUUCAGGUUGUUACAGGCGGACAAUACGAUGUAGAUGUUGUUUUGGAAGAUCCGAAUGGAAAUGUUCUUUAUAAAGAAAUGAGAAAGCAACUUGAUAGUUAUUCUUAUAAAACAGAUGCUGAUGGGACUUAUAAAGUGUGCUUUUCUAAUGAAUUUUCUACUUUUUCUCACAAGGUUAUCUAUAUGGAUUGGCAAGUUGGUGAACCCGAAUUUAGAGGAAUGCCUGUACCUCGUGUUGGCUCUAGUAUGACACAAAUGGAUAGAAGCGUUGGAACUAUAGCAGAUCGUUUAAGGAUUGUGGACGAUUACCAAACACAUCAUCGUUUACGUGAAGCAACUGGAAGAAAACGGGCAGAGGAUUUGAGUGAACGUGUUACUUAUUGGUCACUUGGUCAAACAGCAGUUAUUGUUCUUAUUGGUGUUGGACAGGUUCUCAUUUUGAGGUCAUUUUUCUCUGACAGAAAAGCCGGUGGUAUUUAG
This is a messenger RNA of Meloidogyne enterolobii, 679 nucleotides long. The record is from the annotation of a GenBank genome assembly. NCBI's taxonomy places the organism in Eukaryota, Metazoa, Nematoda, Chromadorea, Rhabditida, Meloidogynidae.